AUGGCUUUUGGUUCCUUUGGCCAAAACUUGGUACCCAUCUCUGAUCUUCAUCCAAAUUCAACACGUCCUAGUGUAGCUGGAAUAGUAAUUGGAAAAAUUGAUGCUAAAGGAUUUCCUGACCGAAAGAACAUUGGAACAGAAAGAUAUACUUUUACUUUCACUAUUCGAGAUUGUCCAAUUUAUUUCAUCAAUGUAGUUUGUUGGGGGAGAGAAGAAUAUGUGAGAGGACUAUCUAACAGUUUCAGAAUUGGGGAUUGUGUUGUAAUUGAAAAUCCACUAGUACAGACUAAAGAUACAGAAAAGGAAGAAAGAUUCAGCCCAUCUACUUCAAGUUGCUAUAAACUUUUGGUCAGUGAGAACUUCUCAACAGUCAAGAUAUGCCAUGAUCUGGAGAUUGAAACUAGGCUUCUCUCCUUGUUGCAUUUGCCUGUGAAAGACCACCAGGAUUACUACUCACUUGGAGAUAUUGUCCAUAAUGGGCAAAGCCUAAAUGGGUGCCUUAUCAAUAUUCUGGCAUCAGUCAGAUCGGUAGGAGAGCAGAAGCAUUUUACCACAGCUGACAGAAGAAAAGGACAACGAUGUGAAGUAAAACUAUUUGAUGAAACUGUACCUUCAUUCUUAAUGAACUGCUGGGAUAAUGAAUCCAUACAGCUUGCACAGACAUGGGUACCCAGGGAAACAGUACUAUUCAUAGCUGAUGUACGAGUCAACUAUGAUAAUUUUCGCAACAGCAUGACUGCCACAGUGAUUGCUAAAACUAUCAUUACAACAAAUCCUGACACAAAAGAGGCCAAUCUGUUGUUUAACUUUGCCAAAGAUUAUGCAAGAAAUGAUGAUGAAGAUCCUGAACAAGUUAAUGAAUUAAUAAACUUAAAUUCCAUUGUGGAUGUGUUCACAGUGCAGCAGUUCAAAAAUAAAGCAAUAGACCAUGGUGGCAAAGCAGAACCUGUUUAUGGAAUUGUGUAUGCUUACAUUACAAUGCUUAACAUUGAUACUGACAAUUCAAAGAUAAUAAAAUCCAGAUGUGGUAGGUGCAGAUUUUUGAUCGAUAUUGGUUCAAACUUAUGCACAAAUCCUUCUUGUUCAUUUGGCGCAAUGAACUCUUCAAAUAUCAUUACCAAUUUUGAUUUCUGGGUGGAUGUGUCCGACCACACAGGCACUCUUCAGUCUUGUAACUUAACAGGAAGUACAGCUGAAAAAACUCUUGGUUACACAACAGAUGAGUUUUGCAGCUUAACAGAAGAGCAGAAAACAUCAUUAAAAUGGAACUUCCUUUUGGAGAGGUGUAAAAUCUAUCUAAAGUUGAUUCCAUCAGGUAAUGCAAGAAAUGGAAUAAGAACAAGUUUGCUUUCCUGCAAAAUAGCUGAUCCUGAAGAGGCUAGUCAGACUUUGUCCAGCAUAGCAAUUUUCUGA
Messenger RNA from Pristis pectinata (smalltooth sawfish), 1413 nucleotides. It is a transcript of the gene meiob, whose product is annotated as meiosis specific with OB-fold. The transcript is spliced from 13 exons. Gene Ontology annotation, biological process: resolution of meiotic recombination intermediates. The record is from RefSeq and is a predicted model, not a curated record. Bases 1 to 1413 code for a protein of 470 amino acids. Gene Ontology annotation, molecular function: single-stranded DNA binding; single-stranded DNA 3'-5' DNA exonuclease activity. Lineage: Eukaryota; Metazoa; Chordata; Chondrichthyes; Rhinopristiformes; Pristidae.